AUGGACAAUGAAUUAAGAUCAACCAUCAGUACUUAUAUCUUAGAUGGGCCUGCAAAUGAAAAUGAGCCGAAACCAGAAACAACUCAGGAGGUUGACAGGAGCAGUCUGUUUAACAGGGUGGACACAAUCCCAGUGAAGGUCUCAGACCUUGGAAGUAGCUUCAACAGCAAAGAUGAUGGUGCUGGUGGCAGCAGCAGCAAUUUUGAGAGCUCUCAACCCAUAGCUGAGAAAUUGAAAGAAUCUACCAGGAGCCAUUGCAUACAGCAGAGGCAGCAUCAGAGGCGGCAGCAGAGACCGAGCUGCACGGCCAAGAUGUGUGACUUCACAGAGGAUCAGACUGCUGAGUUCAAGGAGGCCUUCCAGCUGUUUGACCACACAGAGGAUGGAAAGAUCUUAUUCAGCCAGUGUGGGGACAUGAUGUGGACCUUGGGCCAGAAUCCCACCAAUGCUGAGGUGCUCAAGGUCUUAGGGAAUUCCAAGAGUGAUAAGAUGAAUGUGAAGGUGCUGGACUUUGAACACUUUCUGCCAAUGCUGCAGACUGUAGCAAAGAAUAAGGACCAGGGCACAUAUGAAGACGAUGUAGAGGGGUUUCAGGUGUUUGAUAAGGAAGGGAACGGCAGAGUUAUGGAGGCUGAAAUACUGCACGUCCUCAUCACUCUGGGUGAGAAGAUGACCGAGGAAGAAGUGGAAGUGUUGCUGGCAGGGCAUGAGGAAAGCAACAGUUAUACCAACUAUGAAGAGCUAGUCCGGAUGGUGCUGAAUGGGUGA
Dromiciops gliroides (monito del monte) is the source of this 768-nucleotide messenger RNA. Its product is annotated as myosin light polypeptide 6-like. Gene Ontology annotation, cellular component: myosin II complex. Gene Ontology annotation, molecular function: calcium ion binding; structural constituent of muscle. The record is from RefSeq and is a predicted model, not a curated record. The transcript has 3 exons. Bases 1 to 768 code for a protein of 255 amino acids. NCBI's taxonomy places the organism in Eukaryota, Metazoa, Chordata, Mammalia, Microbiotheria, Microbiotheriidae.